This is a messenger RNA of Drosophila hydei, 2632 nucleotides long. RefSeq names its product GDP-D-glucose phosphorylase 1. The record is from RefSeq and is a predicted model, not a curated record. Gene Ontology annotation, biological process: glucose metabolic process. The transcript is spliced from 5 exons. The coding region runs from base 84 to 1319 and encodes 411 amino acids. Lineage: Eukaryota; Metazoa; Arthropoda; Insecta; Diptera; Drosophilidae. Gene Ontology annotation, molecular function: GDP-D-glucose phosphorylase activity. Gene Ontology annotation, cellular component: cytoplasm.
CAGAGCUGUCAGACUCAUAAAAAUGUACACAAAUGUAUUAUUUACAAAUGUUUUUUUCUGUUUAGACCACUUUAGUUACCAACAUGUCAUGGUUAUUUCGAGCUGUCAAGCAAAUUUUUAGCCAAAAUCGUGUUUCCCGUGAUAUAUAUGAAAAUGUAAGAGAGAUUACAUCCAACGUUAUCAAUAGCAACAGGCAGUUUUACAGUGUGGCAACCCUGUUGCAAUUCGCAGUUAUUGUUGGAAGCAUGGAACCAAAGAAACGAGCACGCACUGUUAGUAAGGAGAAGUAUAAAACGACUCUGGAUUCCAAGGCGCAAUAUUAUUUAAAUGCGCUCAAAGUGCGCUGGAUGCAGUUGCAUGAUGUACCCGGCCUGUUUGCGUAUCAGCUUCAGGAAUCUAGACCGGGUCGCAGACUGCCAGGCAAAUGUGGUUUCUAUGCGGAGUUAAAUGCGGAUCGCAGCCUAAAAAGGCGCGUUCCACAAGUUAUUGACAGCCUAAAUCCAACUUUUCGGCCCAAGCAAUUUAAUUUUAAUAAAGUGGAUGCUAUGGAGGUAAUGAUGACCAUAGAUGAGGAGAGAGACAACGUCGAGGUGCAGAUGAUUAUCAACAAGAGCCCCAUUACCAAAUAUCAUACUCUCAUCUGUCCAGAUGUGAAAAAAGAACUGGUUCAGCGUAUCACCUUUUCGUCACUCAAUUUUUGCACUACGUUUAUGCGGAGUAUUAAUGAUCCAAACAUACGUCUGGGCUACAAUAGUCCAGGUGCUUUGGCUUCAGUAAACCAUCUUCAUUUCCAUUUGUUGCACAUACCUCGAACCCUAUAUAUCGACAAUGUGGAGCUGGAGCCACUGGCAGGGAAUUAUGUUUAUCGCUUAAAAAACAGUGAAUCCACAGAAGCCAUUUGUUUUGUUAUUGGCGUAAAGGACACUGAGGAAGAUAUUAGGGAUAAGGUUCAACAAAUUCAUCGACUAACCGAAUGGCUAUGCAACAAUAAGUUACCACACAAUCUAUUCAUGACGCAAGAUCGGCAAACAAAUGAUUUACGUGUAUUCCUCUUUGUGCGAUCAACGUAUUGUGUAAGCAAGGAUGCCAGCGUAUUCAACGUGGGCUUCUGCGAGUUGGUUGGCUUUUUUCCCUUGAGUGAUGAGGCGAAGCUACAGAAUCUGACAGAGCCAAUAGUAAUCGAAAGAAUCAAAGAUAUAACUGGCAAUGCUUACGAAUCCGCGUAUAGGCAGACCAAACGUAUUGUCGAUGGCAGCAGAAGCACCUUGUGGCCUUUUUUGACAUAUGCGACGUGUGUUGUAAUAUCAAAAAUAAAAUAAAGUGUCUGUGUGCCUAUUAAAGUGGAAUGAAAGCACGUUAAAAAUUUAAAUACGAAAUUGUGCCAAAAAAGAAACAUGACCAACAGCAGCAGCAGCCAAAAAGGUGGUCCCGCUAAAUGUUUCAGUGUGUGGCAACUCUAGGCAAAUGAACUGUUUUACCUGCACACAUACUAGCGCACGUAGUCAACACAACGGAUAAUUUAGUGGAAUUUUCGAAAAUAGCAAAGGAAAGGCAACCAUAAUCCUCAAGAGCAGCAGCCACAGAGGCAGCGCCAACAACAACAACAAUGCAGGCAGGCAUAAUAAUCAAAGAUUAAAUCAGGUUUAUAUGGAAGGGUUAAAAAGAGCAAAAGCAGCCUGUCACAGGAAGAAAUACACGUUUCCUAGUCGCUGAGGCACGUCUACAACAACAGCAGCAACAACAACAAAACAGCAACAACUACAACGAACAACUGAUUUUGAUUACAAAUACAAGGAGCGCGCGCUACACACACAUAUUCAAGCACACGUACACAUGCAUGCAUGAAUUGAGCGCGCUGAAAGAGCGAGUGAGAGCGAACAUGUCUGCGAGCUGGUGAGAGAGAACAUGCGGAGAUUAACUAGCGCGCUCAGUUUUCCGCUCAGUUCUCAUUCGAGUGCGGUACGGUUACGUCGCAUUGCUCCCACAAGGCAGCGGUGAAAAUACAACAGAAGAUUUUCCGUUGUCCGUUUUCCGCUAGGCGACGGCAUAACACAACGUAUGGGCGGCAUUUGUUUUGAAAGUAAAGUAAGAGGAAAACGAAAUAUAAACCAAAACGUCGCGACCGCACCUCGCUAACUUAUGUUUGUGAUUGUACGUGAAUGUGUGUGUACAUAUAUGUUUUGAAACGAAUAUAUCACGAAAAAGGAAGCAUAAUCAAGUGAAAAUAGUGCAAAAAUAUAAAGUAAAAAGAAAAUAAAAAGAAUUAUUAUAAUAAGAUAGCCAAAAGACGGGCCAGAGACCAGUUUGAAAUCGCCGCCUAUUUGCAGGGCAACACACGCGCCGCAGCCGCCGCUAGCAGAAGCAGUGCAUAUGCUAUGUGUUUGUGUGUGAGCAAAAGAGCUGGCGAUAGUUUUGAGUGUGGAGCAGGGGCAACGGCAGUGGCAGGCAAUUGAACGUACACACACACAUGUGCACAUGCUAGCCAAGACAGUGCUACAGCAACUACAACAACAACAAGAAGCGACCACAUACGGUGAAAAGGCCGCGUCGCCGUCUCAAGGAGCGAAAGGCAGUGAGAGAGGCAGAGACAGAAGCAGAGGCAGCAGCAGCAGCAGCAGCAGCAGCGGAGCGA